Messenger RNA from Raphanus sativus (radish), 1056 nucleotides. RefSeq names its product probable prolyl 4-hydroxylase 12. Gene Ontology annotation, molecular function: iron ion binding; procollagen-proline 4-dioxygenase activity; L-ascorbic acid binding. The coding region runs from base 45 to 968 and encodes 307 amino acids. Lineage: Eukaryota; Viridiplantae; Streptophyta; Magnoliopsida; Brassicales; Brassicaceae. The record is from RefSeq and is a predicted model, not a curated record. Gene Ontology annotation, cellular component: endoplasmic reticulum. The transcript is spliced from 6 exons. Gene Ontology annotation, biological process: peptidyl-proline hydroxylation to 4-hydroxy-L-proline.
GCUGAAUUUGAGAAAGAUAUCAUAUUCCCGAGAGAUUUUCAUCGAUGCUGUGUUACACCAUCACUGGACCAAUGGCUUCCCUUAGCCAAAUCAUCCUUACUCUGGUGAUCAUCUUUUGUUCGUCUCUUCCUAUCACCUACGGUGGAAGUAGUCGAAAGGAACUCCGAGACAAAGGUGAGAGUCAGUCGAGUUAUGUUUUAGGAUCUAAGUCUGUGGACCCGAGACGUGUGCUUCAACUUUCAUGGCAACCAAGGGUCUUCCUUUACCGUGGGUUCUUGUCAGAGGAAGAGUGUGACCAUCUGGCGAAGGAGACUUCAGAGGUUAUAUCAGGGGAUGGUGAUUGGAAGACUCAACUUGCAAGUUCUGACCACGUCUUAGAUGUGCCGGACCCAAUAGUUGCUGGGAUUGAAGAAAGAAUUUCUGCUUGGACGUUUCUCCCAAGAGAAAACAGUGGUCCCAUCAAGGUAAGAAGUUACAGUUUGGAGAAGUCAGGCAACAAGUUAGAUUAUUUUGGAGAAGAAUCUAGCUCUGUGACGCAUGAAUCUUUGUUAGCAACCGUCAUUCUCUACGUCUCAAACACAACUCAAGGCGGAGAGCUUCUCUUUCCAGACUCAGAGGUAAAACUCAAAAGGAGUUGGUCAGACUGCUCAGAGCCCGGUAACAUCUUAACACCGGUAAAAGGAAACGCAGUUCUGUUCUUCACCAGACACUUGAAUGCGACUUUGGACCAGACAAGCACUCAUUCUAGAUGCCCUGUGCUGAAAGGGGAGCUGGUGGUAGCGACAAAACUUAUAUACGCGAAGAAACAAGCAAGGAAGGGUGAUGAUGAUGAGCGUGUUGAAUGCAGUGAUGAAGAUGAGAGCUGUGGACGAUGGGCUGAGCUUGGGGAGUGCAAGAAAAACCCUGUCUAUAUGAUUGGCUCUCCUGAUUACUUUGGUACCUGCAGAAAAAGCUGUAACGCCUGUUGAUUCUUUGAAAAGCAAUCUCAUCAUGUUGGAAAAUAAUGGUGGCAAUUAUUGAAACAUUUUCAAUAUUACAGCUAGUCUUUUUCUGUGA